Suillus clintonianus is the source of this 2079-nucleotide messenger RNA. Its product is annotated as P-loop containing nucleoside triphosphate hydrolase protein. Gene Ontology annotation, molecular function: ATP binding; nucleic acid binding. Gene Ontology annotation, cellular component: chromosome; nucleus. Lineage: Eukaryota; Fungi; Basidiomycota; Agaricomycetes; Boletales; Suillaceae. The transcript has 14 exons. The record is from RefSeq and is a predicted model, not a curated record. Bases 1 to 2079 code for a protein of 692 amino acids.
AUGUCAGAAUGCGGUAGACAACAUCACCCAGCACGGGUCAUCCAUCUCAUCCCGAUCGACUUCAGCUCCAGUUGCACGCUCUGCAUACCGGUCCUUGGGCGACAGUCACCAAUGGAGGUCACGAGUCCCUCGAGCGAGCCUGACCUGUCAGAUUUCAACGACAGUUUGCCCCUGAAUUGUCACAAGGAGCCCAUAGAUGUCAUCAGCAUCUCAAGUGACAACAACGAGAAUACUCCCAUCAAAGGUCUUUUUGCGUCCAGUACCUCUAGAAAUAAUGUGCCCAUGGACAUGGACAGCCCAUCGAGCGACAACUUUCAAGCCAUCAGGGAGCAGAUUAGAAGUGUGAUACAGAGAAUCAUGAAUGAUGUCUCCGCAAGAGAAAAGAGCGCUGCGCAGAUGAAUGUGGUUAUCACCAUCAUCACUCAAGAAACCGACAUGGUCAUCAUCAUGAAGACAGGAGGUGGAAAGAGCAUGUCAUGGAUGGUUCCCUCAAUUAUCAACCCAACCACCAAAUCUAUUGUUGUCUGCCCGUUCAUCGCCUUGCUCGAUGAACAGUACAAGAAGACCGUCGCGGCUGGACUGCAUUGCCAUAACUAUUGCGAGUCCAAGAUGGUGCCGAACAAUGUUCAGAUUCUUUUCGUGCAGGUCAAACAUUGCUCCUCCAAUGUGUUUUCUAGCUUCCUUCUGUCGCCACUGGGGAAGCUGUUUAGCAGGCUCUUUGUGGAUGAGUUCCAUGACGGCCAGUACUUUCAUCCAGAACAUGUUUCACAAUGGAAGGCUCUCGCACGGCAAUUCAGCGCAAUGUUCAUCGUAAUCGUGCUUCUGACGGCAACUGGAUCGCCCACCCGUGUUGCGAGCUUUAUCAAACUGUUCAGCCUGAAGCUCAAUCAGAUUACCGAAGUCCAGUCAUCCACCAACUGUCCUGAGAUCGGAAUGCAUGUUGUGCAAAUCCAGCCCAUCGCAGCAAGGCAGUCCCUGAUACACCUCGUCGCUGCUCUCUCCCAACGUCUGUCUGAGGUGGAACACAUUCUGGUGUUAUAUGAUCAUUCACCUCUACAGGCCUACAACCUCAAUAUGUGGGAUGAAGGCGAAUCAAAGGUCAUGGCAUGCACGACAGCCUUUGCACAGGGUAUUGACAGGCCGAGUGUUCAAUAUGUGGUGAUCUUCAAGCCGUCCUUUGGGCUCAUCGUCAACAACCAGAUGCUGGGUCGCGCUGGAUGUGACAGGAGGGAGUCGCAUGUGUUCUUCCUCACUGACGAUCGUGGACCCUCACUCCCCAUGAUAAUUGAAUGGACAACACAGGGUCGCAGCAUUAAGGAAAAUGCAUCAAGGCAAGUGUUUGAAGGUCCUGAUGGAGAGAGGGAACCAACAGAGGAACUGGUGGAAGAAGAGCAUGCGGAAGUUCGACAACAGCUGGCGAAAGUGAAGGGGCAGAUGAACCAAUGUGGGGAUUGGGGGGGUGAUACUGUACUAUGUGGAAUCAUAUCUCGAUGCACAAUUCUGGAUGCACUGAAAUCAAGACUUGAAGAAGUUCUUGUAUCAUCCUUGAGGAACGUAUCAGAUGAGUAUCAACGAGGCGGGUUACCAGCUGUGAUGGACGCCCUGGAAGUCAUAUUCAGCAAGCCGGUGAAAGAGAAGAAUUCAAAAAUCACCCAAAUUCUGAAGAAUACAAGUGCUGGUGUCGCAAGUUUAAAGUCGGUUGGCUUUCAAAGCCAUAUCAACCACUAUGGGAACACAUUUCGACUUCUCGCGUUGAAGGACGAGUUCCCGACCUACAAAGAGAUCGUCAAACUAACACAAGCAUCUGAGACGGUUAACACAGCUGGUUGGCAGGCACUUACACGUUUAUCGGGGCUGUACGACACGAUCUUGAACGGCAAGCAUGGGGACCCGACCGUUUUUGUUCCCUACAUAGCCGAAAUCGACGAGGCUAUAGUUCAUACACGACAGAAGGCCGAAGGACAAGCUACGGUGGAUGGACAGGGUGUUGGCGAGGACGUGGGUCUGGUUGAUGGCGAUCCCAAAGGUUCAAUUGCCCUCUCCAUUGAUGACGGGGACCGUGAUGGACAAGGUCCAUAA